AUGGCAGGUAUUUUUAACCCUAAUAUUGUCGCAACCUCCUACAAUCGCUAUUCAAGCCAUUCUAACACCCGACUGAAGUCUCCCUUUACGCCUUCUGGAGCCAGGCGCCUUGGCCAAGUCAGACUGCCCGAGCUUCCGUACGCAACUCCCGAAGAUCUACUGGCCUUGAAAAUCAAUAGCUCUGGGCUGCGCGCUACGAUCGAAAAAAGAAGGGUGGAUGCCGCAGAUGCCGAUGCUCUUGCUGAGAUGCUUCUGAGCAGGGGGCCCAUUGUCCUCACUCCCGAGCAGAGAAGGGCCGCCCAAGGUGGACUUGAAGAUCUGCUAAAGUAUAGCACCAAAGAUGAGGCGUGGUGGAGAAGGGCCCUGCAGCUCUAA
Trichophyton verrucosum HKI 0517 is the source of this 375-nucleotide messenger RNA. RefSeq lists its product as uncharacterized. The record is from RefSeq and is a predicted model, not a curated record. Bases 1 to 375 code for a protein of 124 amino acids. NCBI's taxonomy places the organism in Eukaryota, Fungi, Ascomycota, Eurotiomycetes, Onygenales, Arthrodermataceae. The transcript has a single exon.